AUGUCUGCCCCUACGAACCUCCCGCAAAACUUCGCUCUCAUCCGCAAGGACACCGGCAUCGCCACCCUCCAACCUCGCCCCAUCCCCACUCUCGCACCAGACUACCUCCUCGUGCGCACAGUCGCCAUAGCCCUCAACCCAACGGACUGGACGACCCUCGACGCCCCCGGCCUGCCGGGCUCAGUCGUAGGCUGCGACUACGCCGGCGUCGUCGAAGCGGUCGGGUCGGAAUGCAGGGAUCGCUGGAACGUCGGCGAUCGUGUCGCGGGGUUCGCGCAUGGUGGGAAUGAUUCGAACCACGAAACGGGCGCUUUCGCGCGGUUUAUUAUUGUCAAGGGGGCUUUGCAGAUGAAGGUUCCGGAAGGGGUUGGGUUUGAGGAGGCGGCGAGUGUCGGGAGUGGGGUUGCGACGACGGGGUAUGCGCUUUAUCAUGUUGCGGGGUUGCCGUGGCCUGGGGAGGAGCGAGGGGAGGGAGACGGGGAGCCGAUUUUGAUCUAUGGGGGGAGUACGGCGACGGGGACGAUGGCGAUGCAGUUUGCUCAGAUGUCUGGGAGGAAAGUCUUGACGACCUGCUCCCCGAAACACUUCGACCUGAUGAAAAGCCGCGGUGCACACGCCGUGUACGACUACCACACCCCCAACAUCGGCACCCAAAUCCUCUCCGACACCCACUCCACCCUCACAACCACCCUCGACUGCAUCGCCAUCGCCUCCUCCGCCCAAAUCUGCGCAACAGCCACAGGCCCCCAAGGAGGCACCUACAUCAACCUCCUGGGCAUCGACUCCCCCCGACCAGACAUAACAUCCAUCUUCUUCCUAGGCUACGCCCUGACAGGCGAAGACUACAUUUUCGAGGGCGAGUUCUACGCGAAAGAUUUGGAGGUGCAUGCUUUUGGGGUAAGGUGGAUGGCGUUUGCGGAGAGGUUGUGGGGGGAGGGGAGGUGGGUUGCGCAUCCAAGGGUUUUGAAGAGUGGGGGUUUGAGGGGGGCGUUGGCGGGGAUGGAGGAGAUGAGGAGGGGACGGGGGCCGAGUGGGGUGAAGUGGGUUUAUUGGGUUGAGGAGACGGGGUGCGAGGGGGAGUAG
Molecule: messenger RNA, 1083 nt
Organism: Zasmidium cellare ATCC 36951
Lineage: Eukaryota; Fungi; Ascomycota; Dothideomycetes; Mycosphaerellales; Mycosphaerellaceae
Exons: 4
Coding region: 1-1083 (360 amino acids)
Molecular function (GO): oxidoreductase activity, acting on NAD(P)H
Source: RefSeq, a predicted model, not a curated record